AUGGGAGAAGAAAUUGCAAACUUAAUCGACCCCAAAGGAAAAUGGAGAAAAAAGAUCCAAAGAGACAAACACCUCGCCCUCCUCACGGCCCAGGAGACCGUCAGGGGCCCCUGGGGGCCCCUCUUGGGGCCCCCCAUCGCUCGCCUCAGGGCUUUCUGGCAAAGGCUUACCCGCACGGCCCCGGGGGGCCCCCAGGGGGGCCCCCAGGGGGGCCCCCAGGGGGGCCCCCAGGGGGGGCCCCCAGGGGGCCCCCUGGGGGGCGCCGCAGGGGGCUCUCCAGGGGGGGCCCUUGAGGAGGAGGGCCAGGAGCGGGGGGAAAAGGAAAAGGACCUGCGAGGCAAGCAAAGCAGCAAAAGCAGCAGCAGCAGCAGCAGCAGCAGCAGCAGCAGCAGCGAGAUGAGCAGCACCGAGGACAGCAGCAGCGACAAGGAUAGCUGCAGCAGCACCGAGGAUGCCAGCAGCAGCAGCAGCAAGAUGAGCAGCGCCGAGGCUCAGACAGAAGAGCAGGAGACAGGUGGAGCUGCUGCUCCGCAGCAGCAGCAGCAGCAGCAGGAGCAGCAGCAACGAAACGUCGAAGAGAUAAAUCGCAGCAGCAGCAGCAGCAGCAGCAGCAGCAGCAGCAGCAGCAGCAGCAAAUACGACGCAGAGGAGCUGGUAGAGCCUGUUGACCUCCCCUCCGUUCCCGCUGAAGACCAGGCGGCGCUGCAGCAGCUGCAGCAGCGCUUACUGCAGCAGCUGCAACAGCUGCAACACAGCAGCAGCAGCAGCAGCAGCAGCAGCAGCAGCAGCAGUAGACUCUACACCCUCGCUGACGAGCCCCUUUUCGCCGGUUUAGGGCCAGAGCUACAUCAGCAGCAGCAGCAGCAGCAGCAGCAGCAGCCAGUGCAGGAGCCGCUGCAGCAGCAGCAGCUGCUGCUGGCGCAGCAGCCAUAUGUUACUGAGGCGAAGCCACACCAAACUGAUGUGGAGUUGUAG
Molecule: messenger RNA, 975 nt
Organism: Eimeria necatrix
Lineage: Eukaryota; Apicomplexa; Conoidasida; Eucoccidiorida; Eimeriidae
Exons: 1
Coding region: 1-975 (324 amino acids)
Source: RefSeq, a predicted model, not a curated record